Messenger RNA from Puma concolor (puma), 1250 nucleotides. The record is from RefSeq and is a predicted model, not a curated record. NCBI's taxonomy places the organism in Eukaryota, Metazoa, Chordata, Mammalia, Carnivora, Felidae.
ACCGCUACAGACACAUCCUGGGGCUGUGGCAGCCAGACAUCGGGCCCUACGGAGGACUGCUGAACGUGGUGGUGGACGGCUUGUUCAUCAUUGGCUGGAUGUACCUGCCUCCCCACGACCCUCAUGUGGACGACCCCAUGCGAUUCAAGCCCUUGUUCAGGGUCCACCUGAUGGAGAGAAAGUCUGCCACGGUGGAGUGCAUGUAUGGCCACAGAGGGCCCCACAAUGGCCACAUCCAGAUUGUGAAGAAGGACGAGUUCUCCACCAAGUGCAACCAGACGGACCACCACAGGAUGUCUGGCGGGAGGCAGGAGGAAUUCCGCACGUGGCUGAGGGAAGAAUGGGGGCGGACACUGGAGGACAUUUUCCACGAGCACAUGCAGGAGCUCAUCCUGAUGAAGUUUAUCUACACUAGUCAGUACGACAACUGCCUGACGUACCGCCGCAUCUACCUCCCGCCCAGCCACCCGGACGACCUCAUCAGACCCGGCCUCUUCAAAGGCACCUAUGGCAGCCACGGCCUAGAGAUCGUCAUGCUCAGCUUCCACGGGAAGCGGGCCAGGGGCACGAAGAUCACGGGUGACCCCAACAUCCCUGCGGGGCAGCAGACGGUGGAGAUCGACCUCAUGCACCGCAUCCAGCUGCCCGACGUGGAGAGCCUCCGCAGCUUCAACGAGCUGUCCCGCAUCGUCCUGGAGGUUCGGGAGCAGGUGCGCCAGGAGCAGCAGCAGCAGGAGGACGGGGCCGAGGACGGCGAGGGCCGCGCCCCGCAGAGCCCCCGCGAGCCCCAGCGGGGCCCUGCCCAGCCCAGCGUGGAGCUGCCUGCCGAGAAGGGCGGGGGGCCUGCGGACGGAGAGGCCGCGGCCGCAGCGGCGCCUGCACCCGAGCAGCCGGCCCAGUCCGGGCAGGGGCAGCCGUUCGUGUUGCCUGUGGGCGUGAGCUCGCGCAACGAGGACUACCCCCGCACCUGCAGGAUGUGUUUUUACGGCACGGGCCUCAUCGCCGGCCACGGCUUCACCAGCCCUGAGCGCACUCCUGGAGUCUUUAUCCUGUUCGACGAGGACCGCUUCGGGUUCAUCUGGCUCGAGCUGAAAUCCUUCAGCCUGUACAGCAGGGUGCGGGCCACCUUCCGGAACGCAGAGGCGCCGUCCCCACAGGCUUUCGAGGAGAUGCUGAAGAACAUCCAGUCCCUGACCUCCUGACGGGCCACUUCCUGUGGGGCGGCUCCCGGGGCCCCGGACCCUGCCGCC